AUGUCAGUUAUAGACAGUAUUAGUCUUGAUUCCCGUUUUCUUAGGAGAGAGGCUAUGGAACACGCAUUAAGCAUCAAGCUUAUCGACAUUGAGCUUAAAAUGAGCCUGUGUGUUUUCCCGUCGCUGAAGAGGCUGUAUAGGAAAAAGAUAGUGAUUGUACGGAAUCCUUAUGGGCAGCCAACUGUUGAGUUUCGGUCUGCCUCCCGAAUGCAGAGAGAAAUCGAGUUCAAAUAUUUACUGGGGAGUCUGUGGCAGCCCUUGACUUGA
Sclerotinia sclerotiorum 1980 UF-70 is the source of this 267-nucleotide messenger RNA. RefSeq lists its product with no specific name. Bases 1 to 267 code for a protein of 88 amino acids. The record is from RefSeq and is a predicted model, not a curated record. The transcript is spliced from 3 exons. NCBI's taxonomy places the organism in Eukaryota, Fungi, Ascomycota, Leotiomycetes, Helotiales, Sclerotiniaceae.